UAGUUUUUUAAAUAUAUUUGAACCUGUCAUUGCAAAAUUAAAUUUAAACUUAAUUAGUUUCUCUAUUUCAACAUUCGCGCAGAAAAUAAUUUAAGUUUUUAUACGAUUAUUAUUUUCAUUAACAAAAAUUAAAGGAGACGUGUUACAAAACUAAUUUAUUUUUGCAGUAUUCUUGGAGUUCUCAAUAUGGCAAAUGUACAUUCUGAUUACAUUGAAAAUGUUUUGUUGCCGGAGAUUGUAAAUAAUUUAAACGAAAAAUACAUAUCGAGUAAAAUUGAACACUCCAGUGGGCUGGAUGGGUUCAUGUCCGCCUUAUAUAGUGUAAAUUUACAAACAAAGUCAGAUAACGGUUUAAGAGAUCGUCAACUAAUGGUAAAGGUUAUGAAAGGAGACACAGAUUUUCGAGAAUCAAGUAAAUCUUACAUACAAUUCGCAAAUGAGAUUUAUAUUUACGCUAAAGUUCUACCCGAAUUCAACAAAAUUUUAAAAAGUGUUGAUAUUAAUAUAUCUGUAGAAGAUUGGGUUGCUCAUGCUUAUGCUGCAAAAUUUGGUUUUAUUGAAGGUCUCAGUAGUAAUACUUCAGCAAAUGAAUCUGUUUUAGUUCUAGAGAAUCUGAAGCCUGAAGGAUAUGUGUUAGGACCUCGGGUUUAUCUCAGCCGAAAUCAGUUAAUAAGUAUGGCUCGGCCCUUAGGCCAGUAUCAUGCAAUAAGCUAUGCUAUGAAACUAACCGAAAAUGCGUUAUGGAAAAAAUUGGUAAACGGCAUUGUUCCAUUACCUUUUAUAAAUAAAUCUGAUCCGAAUGAUGCUAAAACUAAUUUGUACCGCCCCUUGUACCGUGUUGCAUUUGAUAGAUUUUAUGAGUUUUAUGACAGAAAAUAUAAUGAAUUAUUUGUUCAAGACAGUAAAAGCAAUGAAAAACUUUCUAAAGAUUUAGAAAAUUUGCGCGAAAAGUAUUUUACCGAACCCACACUUCUAUUAGAACGAUUACGCACUCUAGCAGUUGAACGACCUGAAGAUGAAAUAUUUGCCGCUAUAUUACAUGGAGACUUCAAUCGCAAUAAUGUACUUUUUCAAUACGGUCAUAGUGAUAACGCAGAUGCGCAAGAUCACGCAAAACCUGUUCAAAAUGUUAAAUUAAUAGAUUUCCAGGAGUUGCGGUAUUCAACACCAGUUAUCGAUUUGAGUUUUUUCAUGUUUAUAAAUACUUUAGAAGAUAUACGGUAUGAGGUGUGGUUUGAUAUUCUGAUUGAGUAUCAUACUCACAUGUUGAAGACAUUAUCAAGAGUUUUAAAGACCAAUUUGGCAGGUAAAAUGUCUCCCGAAAAUAUUGAUAAAGAACUGGAAAAAUAUAGCUUCCAAAAUUUUUAUACGCAUUUUCGUCGCUAUGCUAUAUAUGGAGCACUGAUUUGUAUGCAUUUCCUGCCGUGGCUUCUUUGCAGUGAGAAAGAAUGUGCUCUUUUAUCCAAUUUAUUCGAAACUGAUAUGCAUAGCAGCGAAUUCCAUAAAAUUUCCUUAGAAGCUGGUGGAGAUGAAGUGAAUAUGCGAAUUUUUGAAAUUUUAAAACUUGCCAGCAAGUUUGGUUAUUUAAAUUAUUUAUAAUUAAUUACAUAUAAUCAAUUAUAAUCAAAGGCAAUAUUUAAACUGUUUGAUAAUUGCAAUGAUUAAAAAAUGAUGCUACGGAUAAAUAAAAUAAUUUCAUAUGUUUACACUUCAGCUUAUCUUACAUGAUACAGCAAUUUUUAUGUAAGAUGUGUUUACAUUUUGAUUUCAAAAUUAAACGAGCAAUGAUAAAAAAAAUGAUUUGUUAAAUUUAAAAUUUUCUUUUGAAUAUAGUUCACCGUCAUAUGUUUUCUUUGUUAAGAGUUAAAAUUUUUUAGUGUAAAUAAUAGAAAAAAUUUUGUUUGAAUUUAGAUUAGCGAAUAUAACUGAAUUCUACAUUCUUAUCGAGAUUAAUCUGAACAUGA
Teleopsis dalmanni is the source of this 1964-nucleotide messenger RNA. RefSeq lists its product as uncharacterized. NCBI's taxonomy places the organism in Eukaryota, Metazoa, Arthropoda, Insecta, Diptera, Diopsidae. The record is from RefSeq and is a predicted model, not a curated record. The coding region runs from base 187 to 1599 and encodes 470 amino acids. The transcript is spliced from 6 exons.